This is a messenger RNA of Hippocampus comes (tiger tail seahorse), 2761 nucleotides long. Its product is annotated as transmembrane protein 168-like. The record is from RefSeq and is a predicted model, not a curated record. The transcript is spliced from 4 exons. Bases 394 to 2478 code for a protein of 694 amino acids. NCBI's taxonomy places the organism in Eukaryota, Metazoa, Chordata, Actinopteri, Syngnathiformes, Syngnathidae.
GAUGCUUCGCGGCUGCCGUAGCCGACGCUCAGUCAUCAAUCAUGGCGUUUUGAAAACUUUCGACGCUCCGAAAGUUCCUCAACUGAAAUGUUCUUCACUAACUGGCAGCAGGUCCCACUCUUUUUACAAGUCUUCCUAUCCAAUAACUCCGCGGAUAUCCACAUCGGGACGAAAAAUGCCACUCUCGUAACUUACAGGCGAUCGUUGUUCUGCGCGCUAGCGUCGACCGGCUCAAGAUGCUAACUUGAAGUAGGCUAGCCACUUUUGCCAAGUUAGCAACGAAGCUAAGCCUUGGUUAUCUCUCGACGUCAAUGUCCCCAAUGUAGAGCCGACGCCGUCUUGAAACAUCGGCGUGUCUGUUUUCGGCGUGUCUGUAGUCCGUUGCGGCUUCGAAUGGCGCGUUUUCUACGGUACUGCGUCAGCCACUGCUUGCAAGCGGCAAUGACCCGACUUGAAGGUGCACACGGGGAAGGGAGCGUGUGGUCGUCGGUCCGCUGCCUGGGCUACAUGUCCGGCCUCAACCUGCUGGUGGCGCUGUGCCUGGGCCUCUUCGUCCGCUGGGAGGAGAUGGCUGAGUCCACGCUGCUGGUCAUCAUCAUCUUGGCUUUGCUCGUCCUGGCGCUGGCCGGCGUGUUGUACUGCUACUUGGGCACGGAGCGGCUCAGCCUCAGCCUCCUUUAUCUUUGGUUCGGCUUCCUUCUGGGUCUUCUGUGCUUCGUCAACAGCCCUGAGCUGGAGGGCAACGUCAAGGAGCAGGUCGCCAACGGUCUGCUGCUGUCCAGCGUGUCCCUGAGGACUCUGUGGGCGCUGCUGGAGAGGAUGCUGGGCUACUCGAGACACCGGCCCACCUUCGUCACCUCGGCCGAACGGCUUCUGCUGACGGGUUUCGCCGCCGCCAGCACGGUGCUGCUCCUCCCCAAAGCCCUGAGCGUCACGGUGCUGGCCGGCGCCCUCUGCGCCGUCACGGUGGCCCUCAGGAUGAAAGCGGUGCUGGCGCUGACCAACCUGGCGUGCUUCGUUGCCAUCGGCGUGGACUUCUUCCUCAAAAGCCUUCAAGUCCGAACCAACCCGUACGCCCUGGGCUGCUUCUUCGGCCUGCUGGUUUGCGACCCGCUGCUCGACACCUACUUCAGCGGCCUUUCCGUGACCGAGCGCUGGCAGCCUUUCCUUUCCCGAAGGGGCCUGUGGCGGCGCCUCACCCUGCUCCCCCUGCUGCUUCUGGAGGUGACCUUCCUCGUUCUGUCGGCGCAGGUGCUCGGUCGCUUGGACCGCUGGUACCUGACCAUCCCGGCGUUCGCGGCCUGCGCACUCUUCUGGGCCAUCUGCCACUUGGUGUUCUUCAUCAGCCUGUGGGGCUUUCACAGCAAGCUCAGCGACUGCCAGAGGGUUUGCCUGAGCCAGGGUUGUGGGGCCAGCCGGUUGGAUAAGAUCAUGGCGUCCAAGGGAAUGAGACACUUUUGCCUCAUCUCCGAGCGCCUGCUGCGUUUCACGCUGGUGUCCACCAUCGCCGUUGCCGCUUUGUCCUGGCAGGCGUCCAGCAGCAUCUUCUUGAGCACCUUCUUGCUGGUUCUCCCCCUGGAAUCCGUCUUCCACGGUCUGUUCCACGAGCUGGGCAGUAGCCUGGGAGGAACGUGUGUGGGCUACGCCGUGGUCAUCCCCACAAACUACUGCAGUCCCGACGGGCAGCCCGUCCUGCUGCCCCCCGACCAGGUGCAGCAGCUCAACCUGCGCUCCACGGCCAUGCUGAGCAACAUCCAGCGCUUCUUGGCCCAGCACCUCAUCGAGACGUUCGGCUGCGACUACUCCACCGGCGGCGUCACGCUGGAGGCGCUGCAGGCCAAGCUCAAGUCCUUCAUGGAGCUGCGCACGGCCGACGGGCCGCGCCACGACACCUACGUGCUCUUCUACAGCGGCCACACGCAUCGCACCGGCGAGUGGGCGCUGGCAGGGGGAGACACGCUCGGUCUGGAUCAGCUGUUGGACUGGUGGCGGGAGAAGAACGGCGCCUUCCGCUCCCGACUCAUCCUGGUGCUGGACUGCGACCACUCGUUGCCCACGGUGAAGGCGGCGCGGCAGGUGGAGGGCGUCCACGUGGCGGUGCAGGCCGCGACCUCGCCGCGGCCCGCCGAGCAGCAACGGGGCGAUUUCCUUUCGCACUGGGUGGCCUACAAUUGCGACGGGGACGGCGGCCUCCCGUGGUCGCGGCGGGGCGGGGCGCCGGCGGCCGUCUACGGCGUGUCGCGCCGCUGGAGCGACUACACGUUGCACCUGCCCACCGGCAGUGACCUCACCGACCACUGGAGGGCAUACUUCCCGCGCGUCACCUACCCGGUGGUCCGCUUGGCGCUGUGGUGCGGCGGCCUCAGCUUGCUGUGGCCCUGCGGCGCCUGCCUCAGGUGCCUCAAGAGGGUCAAACUCAACUGGUUUCCUCCCGCUGUUCUCGACACCGGACAUGGUUUCAAACUGGUCCGAGCUUAGGUGGGGAAAAUUGCUCGCAGCCAUUUUGUGACGCCCGGCAGCUCCUUUUUCUUCUUCCCAACCAGCAGCCAUUUUGUUACUGACCCCAAAAUAUAACUGUGCUGCGUUGAAAUGUUUUUUUUUUUUUUCCAUGCCGCUUAUCCUCAUUCACAUCCCGGGUGAGUUGAAGCCUAUCAUAGAUGACUUUGGGUGAGCGACAGGAUGCACCGAUACAGCGUCCUGAUACCGCUCGUACUUUUGAUAGUCCAAAAUUCCAACUACCAAUUGACAAAAAAAAAAAAAA